Molecule: messenger RNA, 1872 nt
Organism: Cylicocyclus nassatus
Lineage: Eukaryota; Metazoa; Nematoda; Chromadorea; Rhabditida; Strongylidae
Source: the annotation of a GenBank genome assembly
GUUACAAAUUUUCAGGCAAUAAUGGCGACAGAAGAUGUGGAGAUGGAAGACGCUUCUGUUGACCAGACACCAUUUCCAACCGUUCACAUUUUGCAGAUGGUGAAGGAUGCUCAGCAGCAACAUGGGUUGCGACAUGGCGACUACAACCGAUACAGGGCUUACUGUCGUUCAAAGCUGAAUCGCGUUCGACAUGCUCUGAAGUUCACCAACACACACAAAUGCGUGAGAAGACAUAAGGCGAAGUUCAUUAAGAAACCUAUGAAUGAAUUGGACUUUUCCGAUGAGAGGUUUAUCCAACUUGGUCUUUUUGAAGCGGAACGUCGGUGGGCAUCAGCUAUGUCCGAUAAAAUGGAAAUGGAAGACAAUCCGGACAAGAUGCGUAAACGAAUGUCUAUGCGCAUGCAUCUAAAGCGUGCUGUUUUCCAUGCAGCUGCUCUUGAACAACUCGUACGAAAUUCCUCUCGGUGCGAUGCUCCAACUAAGCUUGAAGCCCAAGCAUACACUGCCUGGCUGGCCGGCGUAUGUGCUUUCGAGAUGCGCAGAUGGCCCGAAGCCUGUGAGCUGCUCAAAAAUGCGAGGAAGGUAUAUGAGCGAUUAGCAGAGGCUACACAUAAUACUACACUCGCGAAUCUGUACAAAGCAAGGUGUCGCGAGAUCCAACCGCAGAUUCGACUCUGCGAAUUCAGUUGCGCUGAGGCAACUGGCAAACCUGUGGAUGGUAUGAUGAAUGAGUUGAUGGAAAUACGUGCUCAAGGCACUGAUAGUGAAGCUGUGGAUCGUCUUAUCGCUGAGAUGAGAUCGAAAGCGACAUGCGAUGAUGCAGUCAUUAUCAAUUGGGGUGGAUUCAAAUCAACUGUUGAAGACGACAAAGCGCGUCAAGUAGUGCAAGGUUGGCAACAGGUCCAGAAUGAACUGGCACAAUGCCAGACACCGAAAGAGAAGAUGGCUCUUUAUGAGAAGCAGCUGACCGAUACAAGAGAUGCUCUUGAGCGAAUUUCAGAUUUGAUUCGCAGAAAAACAUCGGAUAACGCCGACUCUACAGUUCUGCAAUCAAUCAAGUCCUAUCUGGAAUUUUUGAAAAUGCUUGGGACUGCUUCGCGUUAUUUAGCGAUGAUUGAAAAUGCUAAAUCUGAAAAGAAAUCGAAGCCUCAAGAUUUUUUGCGUUUGUACGAUUCUGUGAUUGAGGUGUACCGAGAGCUCCUCCAGUUGCCCGGAAUAGAACAUGACAAAAAUCUGACCGAAGCUGUUUCAGCGAAAAUCGAGUACUAUAGAGCAUUCAGGUGUCAUCACAUGGCAGCUGCGUAUGCUGCGUUGUCAAGAUUCGGAGAAGCCGCCGCUUUGUUUGAAAGAGCUUUGAAACGCACUGAGGACGCAAAGAGAAUGAUUUCGAAACUCAGGGGUAACACCUAUGUACAGGAAGAGUCAGAAGAGGCUCUCAAUAAUCUUGCGAGUGAAAUUGAGCACGCUCGAAUAGCGGCAAAGGCCAAGCGUUUGGCGUCAGCAGCCGGAGUUGCUGAUGAAACGGACGAAAAAACGGCCCGCAUUAUCGACGAUAGGCCUUUGGUUGACACGCUUGCUGAGUGGAGGCAAUGGGAUGUGGCCGAUGCUCUGAAGGAGAAGCGAAACAUCCCGAUAGCAGAAAUGCCACCUCCAUUUAUUCUCAUGCCAAACAAGCCGCUAUUCUUUGAUCUAGCCCUGAAUCAUAUUAAGAUGCCUGACCUUGAGGAACGGCUCGCUAAAUGUAUCGAAGGUACGAAGGCAACUCCUGUAUCCAAGAAAGCUGCCGAAGCCGCGAAAGCCAAAGGAGCUGGUGAAGAACAACAAAGCGGUCUUUCAGGAAUGGUCAAGGGUUGGAUUUGGGGGAAGAAAUAG